AUGCAGAAUGAAAACGAACAGUUGCAUGAUCAUCUGAGGGAACUGAGAGAUGAGAACGGCAGACUCUAUAAACUGCUGAGUGAGAAGGACUUUGAGAUAAAACACUUGAAGAAGAAGAGAGAGGAGGAAAGAUUGGCUUUAGCAGGUACUGCUGGUCUGGCAGGUGAUGCAGCUGCAACCAAAAUUGUGGAGCUGUCAAAGAAGAAUCGAGAAUUAGCCGCUGAAAUAGAACGAGGGAAGACCAAAACUAAACAAGCAAACAAUCGAGUCAAAGAUCUGGAGAAAGAGCUUCAGGCCACAUUGAUACUUAAUCCUGGAAAGAAGACAGACAAAAUGCAGGAUUCAAGGACUGUGAACGACCAUCUUGAAAACGGCCCAGUCGUAAAAUCCCUACAGGAGAAACUAUCUACAGCCCAACUCAAAAUGACUGAAUACCGCAACCAGAUCCAGACGUUUAAACAAGAGUUCAAAAUAGCUCACAAGGUGUUGAGCUGUGAGGUGGGCGAGGAUGUCAAUAUUCAGCAGAUACUGUGUAACCCGGGAGGCUGGAGAGGCCGUUCUCAGCAGAUCCUCGCCCUUCAGAACAGAGUGCGAGACCUGGAACGACAGCUGAGCCAGUCCUCUCACAGGAAGCAGCUAUGUGACUUAGGCCUGGAGGAGGAGAUCACGAGAACGGGAGGCCUACAGAAGACACAAGACAGAAACCUCAGCCACAUCCGUCACAUAGAGAGGGAGAGGAAGGAGACACUGGAGAAGCUCACAAUAGAUUAUGAAGUUCUGCUUGAAGAGCACUCAGACAUGAAGAAGAAACUGGAGGCCUCCAAAGCCAGGAACAAAGUGUUGAGCACAGAAGUCAAAGCCCUGAAGAGCCAGAUCAGCACUCUGCUGGAUAAAGGCAAACACGACGAUGAGCUGGUCGAUGCCUUAUUGAAGCAGCAGGCUUCGUGGCAGGCCAUGCUCGGGCAUCUAAGCCAGAAAGGGUCCCAGCGUGAGGAGGCUCAGCAGGGCCUGGAGAGGCAUCUGCACAGCGAGGCCCAGCAGCACGCCUCGCUCAUCCAGCAGCUCAGAGCCAUGGUGUCAGAGAAGGAGAACAAGGUCAAAGAGCUCGAGCGGGAGAUCCAGCAACUCGCCCACAUGAAGCAGUCCGAGUGUAAGAGUCAAACUAACAUCAGGCCUUUGACAUCACGACAUGAGAACAGCAGGGAGUCACACUCUGCCAGUUUCAGUGAAGAAGAGGCAAAGCGCCAGUGUGCAGAAGCUGAGCAGAAACUCAGACUAGAAUGGCAGCGUUCAGUCUCACUGGAGCAGCAGCUGGAGAAAGCCAAACUGGACUCAAGGAAAGAAGCGAGUCUGCAAACAUCUAAUCGGAGUAGAACAGGAAGCUCGGGCAGCACUUUGAGUCUCCCCGACAAACAGGAGGGUUCAUCUCCCAGAAGCCCCUCUGAUGUCACCCGUGAUGCUCAACAUAGUCAACUCAAAGCACGGCUUGCACUGCAACUAGAAGAAAAUGAAACCUUGAGAACUGCUCUGAAGAAUGCCUUGAAGGAAAAGAAAGAAGGUUUGCAAUUCUACAAGGACUUGCUGGCCCAAGCAAAACAGGAAUUCCAGCAGGCCCACAGAAAGCAUGAGCAGGGGACUUAGACUGGACUGAUGAAGUGUCUUUGCUAGCAAACAGAGAUCACUAAAGGACAACACCGGCAUUAAGGUGACGCUCGCUCUGUAUGGUGCCAUGUCUGCUGUCGACAACACAUACAUAUACACACAUGCACAUACAAAACUGAUGACUUGUUUCAUGGCACUCAAACUUUCUAAAGUACAUCAAUCCAACCGGCAUUGUGAGGUCACGAGAACAUGAAUGAGAAAUGUUAUGCUUUUUGUUGAAUAGAAUAUUAUAAUAAAUAGAAUAAAAUAAUAAUGAGAUCCUGUUUGUUUAAUAAUGGUAGGAACAUUUUAAGAAAUUAUCAAGGUAAACCAAGUUUUUUUCUUCUUCUCUUUUUGGCACUCAAAAGUGGAAACACACUUACCUGCCUUCUUUUCUGACGCACAUUGCUCAUUAAUAUUUGAUUUGUGCUUCAUGGUGUGAAACCAAAGUGAAAAGCGAAACCAAAAUAAGCUCUGCAGAAUGUGAACCCCCCCCCUGCUCAAGCGAUAUGUGUGCGAUGACUUGACCCCUCACUUACCGUAUCUCUCCUCUUGUUUACAUUUAGCGUAUCAGCCGUCGCAUUCAUGCUGCCAUACAUGAGUUAUUCUCUUUCCUAUGUGGCCGGAGGGGCUUUGAGGCCUCCCCUCCCGACGCUGCUCCACCACGCUUAAUUUAAACCUGUGGCUGAAGCAGUGUGCUCCUCUUGAAACAGCGUACUAUUUCAUCUUCCCAGAAGCCUGAGGGACACUGGCAAGCCCCAGGCUGUUACGAGUACAAGUACCACAAGACCAAAAUAUCAUUCAGGAUUGGAAAUGAUAGGGGAAAAAAA
Messenger RNA from Sinocyclocheilus grahami, 2471 nucleotides. RefSeq names its product coiled-coil domain-containing protein 13-like. Gene Ontology annotation, cellular component: centriolar satellite. Gene Ontology annotation, biological process: non-motile cilium assembly; cytoplasmic microtubule organization. Lineage: Eukaryota; Metazoa; Chordata; Actinopteri; Cypriniformes; Cyprinidae. The record is from RefSeq and is a predicted model, not a curated record. The transcript is spliced from 12 exons. The coding region runs from base 1 to 1641 and encodes 546 amino acids.